Molecule: messenger RNA, 1479 nt
Organism: Eurytemora carolleeae
Lineage: Eukaryota; Metazoa; Arthropoda; Copepoda; Calanoida; Temoridae
Product: zinc finger protein 513-like
Exons: 2
Coding region: 613-1434 (273 amino acids)
Biological process (GO): regulation of transcription by RNA polymerase II
Cellular component (GO): nucleus
Molecular function (GO): DNA-binding transcription factor activity, RNA polymerase II-specific; RNA polymerase II transcription regulatory region sequence-specific DNA binding
Source: RefSeq, a predicted model, not a curated record
UACAAAGCAUAUCAAAUACAAAACAUAUCAAAUACAAAACAUAUCAAGUACAAAACAUAUCAAAUACAAGACAUAACAAAAAUAGGUUUGUUCCUAUCUAUUUUAAAGGGAACAUAAGUUGCUCACGCGUCUUCACGAUUACAGGCUGGAUGGAACUUUGGUUUGCGAUUUUUUUAUUGAAAUUCCCGGAUUUUGUUAUUCACAUAUUAGAAAAUUUACAGGAAGUCUCAUAAUUUUCUCAACUCGAAUACAGCUUAAAUUUGGUUUUGAUAUGUUUUGAUUAUAUAUAUUUUGUAUUUUGAUAUGUUUUUCUUUGAUAUGGUUAGUAGUGGGAUAUGUUCUGUUUUGAUAUGCUUUGAUUUGAUAUGUUUUGUUUUGAUAUGUUUCGUGAUGAUAUGUUUCGUGAUGAUAUGUUUUGUAUGUGCUCCUAGAAAAAUCUUUAAUAUGUUUUUACUUUCGAAUAUAUCUGAUACAGUUUAGUUCGAAUAUAUCUGAUACAGUUUAGUUCGAAUAUAUCUGAUACAGUUUAGUUCGAAUAUAUCUGAUACAAUUUAGUUCGAAUAUAUCUGAUACAGUUUAGUUCGAAUAUUUUGUUAAAUUUUUUCAGAUAAAAUGGCAGAGAAUAUAAAAAAAGAAUUUGCUAUGGAAAAAGUCAAGAUAAAAGAAGAAGAAGUUUUUAUCAAGGAAGAAAUAUGUUCCUCUUAUAGUUCAGAGGAAACAUGUGCUAGGUAUGUGGAGGAAGAUGAUGUGAAGAUGGAAAAUACAGAAAAUAAAGGUGAUAUUGUAAAUUGCGAUGAAGACCCCUUUCACACUAAACCAAAUAUGCUAAAGAAAAGAAAGGAACGAAUAUAUACUUGUGUGGAAUGUGAUUAUGAGUCAACUCAAAAUCAAAACCUAAAGAGGCAUAUUGAGAGUAAACAUGCAGGAGUCAGGUUUCCCUGUGAUCAGUGUGAAUACGCUGCAACUACUACAGGUAGUCUUAACAACCACAUUAGAUAUAAACAUGAAGGUGUCAGAUAUCCUUGUGAUCAGUGUGAAUUCUCUGCUACUCAAGCAAGUCAUCUAAAGAAACAUACUGAAAUUAAACAUGAAGGAGUGAGAUAUCCAUGCAAUCAUUGUGACUACUUUGCUACUACAGCAGGUCAUCUAAAAACACAUAUUGAAAAUAAGCACAUUGGAGUGAGAUAUCCUUGCAAUCAAUGUGAUUAUAUCGCCACUACAGCAGUCACUCUAAAGAGACAUAUUAGUUAUAUACAUGAUGAAAUAAAAUAUCCUUGUGGCCAGUGUAAAUAUGCCGCUACUACAGCUUGUCAUCUGAAACAGCACGUUGAAGCUAUACAUGAAGGGGUAAGAUAUCCCUGUGACCAAUGUGAUUAUGCUGCAACUUGCACAAGUCAUCUGAAACGACAUAAAAAGCGUAAACAUAAUAGAUAAUGAUUAUAUAACAGGAUUUGCUCUGUACUUAAGAUUUUAAAGGGA